UCCAAGUUCUGCGCCCGGCCUGCUUUACUCUUUUUUUUUUUUCCCUUUCUCAAACUCAACUCACUCAUUCACUUUCACUUUUUCUCUCUUCGUGAGCAUUGGACUUACUGGGUUGAACAGUAUUAAUCCUAGUUACGAAACACACAAACCCUUACACACAUUCAAUAAUCUCCCAACACAGCGAAAGCAAAAUGUCCGCCGAAGAGCAGAACCAGUCCUUGCUGGAGCGCAUCCAGCGGCCCGAGGUCAGCAAGGAGACGCAGAAGAAGAUUGCGCUGGUGGAGCAGGAGUUCAUUCAGGCUGAGGUCGAGCAGCUCCGCCACUCGACCCUCCUCCUCCGCCCCCUCUUCACCAAGCGCAAUGAGGUCAUCUCCUUGCCCGACCUGCGCGAUACCUUCUGGACGCGCGUGAUGCUCAACGCCCCCGCCGAGGUCGAGGAGCACAUCACCAUGGCCGACGCGACGAUUCUGGCCUCCACGCUGAAGAACCUGACCGUCGAGCGCUUCGAGGUCGACGACAAGGGCGCCGGCGAGCCCCGCAGCUUCCGCCUGACCUUCGAGUUCCGCACCGGUGACGAGAACCCCUACUUCACCAACGAGAAGCUGGUCAAGGACUUCUACUGGCGCAAGCAGGUCAUCACCACCGCCAACGGCCACAAGCGCCACUGGGACGGGCUCGUCUCGGAGCCCGUCCGCAUCAACUGGAAGGAGGGCCAGGACCCCACCAAGGGCUUGCUGGAUGCCGCCUGCGACCUGGCCGAGGCGGAGAAGAAGAAGGACGCUGACACGGACCGCAAGGAGCUGAAGGAGUUCGAGGCGCUGAUGCGCAAGCGCGACGAGGUCGAGGCCGACGAGGAGCCCCAGGGUGACGAUGAGGAGGACGACGUGCCUCCCGAUGCCGACCUGAGCUUCUUCGCUUUCUUCGGUUACCGCGGCAGUGAUGUCACCGAGGAGCAGUCCAAGGCUGCUACCAAGGAAGAGGAGGAGAAGUUUGAGAAGUUGCGCAAGGGCGAGGAGGUGGAGGAGGACGAGGAGGACGAGGAGGACGAGGAUGAUGAUCUGGAGGAUGACUUCGAGUUCAUCGAGAUCUUCCCUGGUGGCGAGGAGCUGGCCAUCGCCGUUGCUGAGGAUCUCUGGCCCAAUGCGAUGAAGUACUAUGUCACGGAUCAAUCCAUCGAAGAGGUCGACUACAGCGACAUCGACGUGUCCGAGGAUGAGGACGACGAGGAAGAACAGACCCGCCCCCGUAAGAAGACCAAGGUCUAAAUCCGUGGACCGGACAAACUUCACCCCAGUUUAAAGCACAAGGAGCAGGAUCAAGAGGAGGAUUAGAACGAAUAUCAAGACCGCGAUGGCGAAGGAGGACAUUGUAU
Molecule: messenger RNA, 1372 nt
Organism: Aspergillus uvarum CBS 121591
Lineage: Eukaryota; Fungi; Ascomycota; Eurotiomycetes; Eurotiales; Aspergillaceae
Product: histone chaperone napB
Exons: 3
Coding region: 192-1265 (357 amino acids)
Biological process (GO): nucleosome assembly
Cellular component (GO): nucleus; chromatin
Molecular function (GO): histone binding; chromatin binding
Source: RefSeq, a predicted model, not a curated record